Messenger RNA from Monoraphidium neglectum, 1317 nucleotides. RefSeq lists its product as hypothetical. The transcript has 6 exons. NCBI's taxonomy places the organism in Eukaryota, Viridiplantae, Chlorophyta, Chlorophyceae, Sphaeropleales, Selenastraceae. Gene Ontology annotation, cellular component: mitochondrion. Gene Ontology annotation, biological process: protein phosphorylation; regulation of glucose metabolic process. The record is from RefSeq and is a predicted model, not a curated record. Bases 1 to 1317 code for a protein of 438 amino acids. Gene Ontology annotation, molecular function: pyruvate dehydrogenase (acetyl-transferring) kinase activity.
AUGCAGAGCUCUGACGGCUCGUGGCUGGACCUCAUUGCAGCUGCAAGCGGUGGCGUCCGCGGCGCUGAGAUCUCAUGCGCAAUCGCGUGCGCUCGCAGGUCACUCAGCUACAUACCUGAGCCGGACGACACCCCGCUAUACUCUGAGCAGCUGGUGGCGCCCAACCGCGUAAAGAAGAUCGAGGUGCUACAGCUGGACAACUUGGUGCGGCAGCACAGCCUCCCGCGGCUCGUCGACUCAGCAGCGUUCCUGACCUCUCAGCUGCCUGCCCGCCUGGAGAACCACAUCAGUCGGUUGGAGGCGCUGCUGCCCACCUGCUCGUCCGAGGCGCUCGCCGAUCUGAUCUCGAGCAGCGCGGCGUCCAAGGCGAGCGUGCUGGACUGCUCGCGCGACUGGGCGCUGCUGCAGGUGCAGGAUCUCAAGGGGCUCGAGCAUUUCGAGAGCCACCUGUCCGGCUUCCGCGAGCGCGUGGAGGGGGAGAUGGCCCGGCUGAUGGGGGGCGCGCAGCGGCUGGCGGAGACGGCGGGGUGGUGGGGGCGGGAGAAGGACGUGCACACACUGAACGCCGCACUGGACCUGACACACUGGUACGUGCUCGGCCUGCGGCUCAUGCUGACUCAGCACUCAGCCGCGCUCAACGCCCUCAGCAGCAGCAAAGGCGGCGGCGCCCGCCCCCCCCUCCACGCGCCCCCUCACGCGGCCGCCGCGCCCCACCCUGGUGCGGGACCCCUCGUCGGCGGCGCCGCGCCGGCGGCAGGCAUGAUCUCGCGCAGCGCGUCGCCGCGGCGGCUGCUGCAGGAGCUGUCGGAAGACGUGAGGGCGUUCUGCGUGGAGAAGAACAGCGCGGCGCCGGACAUCGAGGUCGUGGGCGGGGAGGAGGUGGAGCUGCCGCUGGUGGUGCCCUACGCAAGCUUCUUGUUCACAGAAGUCCUGAAGAACGCGGCACAGGCGAGAGCGCUGGUCACGCGCUACGGCGCGUGGGACGUGGACGAGGCGGACCCAGUCAAGGUGGUGAUCUCAGAGCCCGAGGGCGACGACGACCACGUACUCAUCUCCAUCACAGACCGCGGCCUGGGCGUGCCCUCGGACCACUUCUCCCACAUCUUCGACUGGUUCUGGAGCUCAGCGGGGAAGCCCCUCAUCGGCUACGGCUACUCGCGCAGCCACGGCAGCCAGAUGCACGGCCUGGGUGCGGGCGUGCCCGUGUCCCGCGUCAUCGCCCACUUCAUGGGGGGCAGCGCGCACUGGGAGACCUCGCUAACCAAGCUGCACACAACAGUGGAGAUCCGCCUCCCCAAGCACGGCUUUGUGUUCUAG